Molecule: messenger RNA, 948 nt
Organism: Humulus lupulus (European hop)
Lineage: Eukaryota; Viridiplantae; Streptophyta; Magnoliopsida; Rosales; Cannabaceae
Exons: 3
Coding region: 1-948 (315 amino acids)
Source: RefSeq, a predicted model, not a curated record
AUGGAGAAAGAUGUUUUCAUUAAAUUAUGCGAUGAAUUGGAAGCUAAUUAUGGAUUUAAGGGUUCAAAGAGAAUGUGUGCUCUUGAGAUAUUAGGCAUGUUUUUAUUUACAUUAGGUCACGGUGCUGGAAACCGAUUAACACAAGAGCGAUUCCAACACUCAGGCAAGACAGUUAGUCGAUAUUUCAACAAGGUUUUAGAUGUUUUAUGUCAUAUGAGUGUAGAUGUAUUAAAACCACCAGACCCAGAAUUUAAAGAUGUUCCUGAAGAGAUAUUGAAAGAUUCUAGAUAUAUGCCUCAUUUUAAGAACUGUAUUGGCGCAAUAGACGGUGUACAUGUGAAUGUUGUAAUUCCACCUGAAGAUCAAGUACCAUUUGUUGGUAGAAAAGGGAUACCAACUCAGAAUGUCAUGGCAAUAUGUAAUUUUGAUAUGCAAUUUAUAUAUGCAUAUGCUGGGUGGGAAGGUUCUGCUCAUGGUACAAGAAUUUUCUAUACAGCUUUACGUGAUUCAACUUCAAAUUUUCCAAAAUCUCCCCAAGGUUUUUUAGGACCAUAUAAAGGCCAAAGAUACCAUCUACCACAAUUUCAACGAGGUAGCAAACCUACUGGUUAUAAAGAGGUAUUCAACCAGGCACAUUCUUCUUUUCGAAGUGUUAUUGAAAGAACUUUUGGAGUAUGGAAGAAAAGAUGGAAAAUAUUAAGAGAUAUGCCUAGUUAUCCAUAUCAGAAGCAAGUGAAAAUAGUGAUUGCAUCAAUGACCUUGCAUAAUUACAUUCGAAGGCAUGCAAAACGUGAUCGACAUUUUGAGAAAAUUAGAGAUAAUCCAUAUUAUUGUGUAGAAGAUCAAACUAAUAUUGAAGAUGAAGAUGAGACAGCUAGAGCUUCAAAUUUAAAUGAAAUGGACAAUACUAGAGAUCUGAUUGCUGCAAGUUUAAUGGGAUAUAAUUAA